AUGCGCAAAACGACGGACUCAUUGGCAGAAAAUGCUGAAGGGGGCGAAAACAAGGUGCGCCUUGCUCGCCAUCCAGAUGUGCCUUCUUUCGGCUGUCCUCAAGCUCUGACUCCGAUACGGAAGUUGUACAAGCGCUCACAUCUAGGCAAGGAAGAGCAGGCUAAGCGGCGAAAGCCACUGCUGGACAUUCCGGAGCGUGCGCAAGACGAGAGGGACGUGUGUGCUGUUUGCCUUCGGAUGCAGCAAAUCACUGGCAGUACAAGCAAUCAGAUUUGUCGGAUUCAGUGUCCGACAUGCGUAGAUUGGAUGCAUACCAAAUUAUUACCAACGACAGAACAGAGCUGGGCAAAAGAGAUGCACAAGGUUUAG
Molecule: messenger RNA, 369 nt
Organism: Necator americanus (New World hookworm)
Lineage: Eukaryota; Metazoa; Nematoda; Chromadorea; Rhabditida; Ancylostomatidae
Exons: 2
Coding region: 1-369 (122 amino acids)
Source: RefSeq, a predicted model, not a curated record